Hibiscus syriacus is the source of this 1572-nucleotide messenger RNA. RefSeq names its product mitochondrial inner membrane protein OXA1-like. Gene Ontology annotation, cellular component: mitochondrial inner membrane. The record is from RefSeq and is a predicted model, not a curated record. Gene Ontology annotation, molecular function: membrane insertase activity. Bases 105 to 1424 code for a protein of 439 amino acids. The transcript is spliced from 10 exons. Gene Ontology annotation, biological process: protein insertion into mitochondrial inner membrane from matrix; mitochondrial respiratory chain complex IV assembly. NCBI's taxonomy places the organism in Eukaryota, Viridiplantae, Streptophyta, Magnoliopsida, Malvales, Malvaceae.
AUUAAAGCCCCUUGUUCUGUUCGAAGUGCGGCUUCUUCGUUUUAAGCACCUGAGAAAAACCUUUUCUCUUCUCAGUACAAGAGAUUGAAUCGUUCUUCGUAUCAAUGGCAUUUAGGCGUAGUCUUACCAAUAGAGCAACCAUAAUAGCUAGACGAUAUCGACCCUCGUUCGUUUACGUUCUCCAUGAAGACGACCGUAAAAAUCAACCCUCAAACGAGUUCCAAUCUCAUCAAAAACUUGCUAAUUUUGCUCGAGGAAUGUCUUUUGGAACUGGGUUUAGUAAUUCAUCCUCAGGGUUUGGUGCCUUGUUCCAAGAUAGGAUGUGCCCCCCACUAUCUUUUCUUCCUGGCUCGGGCGUGUCAUCUGAUCGUCAUAUGUCGACUACAGUUAAUGAUAAGGAAGAUAAAUUCGAGCUCAUCGGUGACGUUGCGGAAGUUUUCAAUGAUGGUGUUGUUGAAGCUGUGGCUUCACAGGCUCCUGCUGUGAGUGAGGUUGCCGUUGCUGCUGCUGACUGUUGGUUACCUGUUGCUACCUUGCAGCAUGUUAUUGAUGCGGUUCAUUCUUUUACCGGCUUGAACUGGUGGGCUGCCAUAGCAGUGACAACACUUUUGAUUCGUGGAGCAACUCUUCCGCUUUUGAUUAAUCAACUUAAAGCUACUAGUAAGAUGACGCUAAUGAGGCCACGCCUUGAGGAAAUCAGGGAGCAAAUGGCAAGCAAGGGUGGAGAUCCCCAAGCGAUGGCUGAAGGUCAAUAUGAAAUGACCAAGCUUUUUAAGGAGUAUGGCGUGACACCGUUUACUCCACUGAAAGGGCUCUUUAUUCAGGGUCCCAUCUUUGUCAGCUUUUACAUAGCUAUUACAACUAUGGCUGAGAAAAUGCCAUCUUUCAAAAGCGGUGGAGCAUAUUGGUUUACGGAUCUCACCACUCCAGAUAGUUUGUACAUCCUUCCAGUUUUGACAGCACUGACAUUCUUGAUAACUGUUGAGUGUAACAUGCAAGAAGGUAUGGAAGGGAAUCCUGCUGCUGCAACUAUGAAAAAUGUGUCUAGGGUGCUUGCUCUUUUGACAGUUCCAUUUACCAUGAGUUUCCCAAAGGCGAUAUUUUGUUAUUGGAUCACAUCAAAUUUGUUUUCCCUCUCCUACGGCCUAGUGCUUAAGGCUCCUGGUGUGAAGAAGGCUUUAGGCAUUCCUGAAAUACCUAAACAACCAGCGGCUACUGCACAACGACCUUCUAUUGAUCUGUAUUCAGCUCUCAAACAAACUCUCCAACAAGCUAGAAAAGCAGCAGAAGGAUCGGCCUCAGCAUCUGCUGCUGCACCGACAAAAGUAUCGAGCCAAAGCAUAUCUUCUUCUUCGACUAUCAGUCAGCGGAUUAGACAAUUAGAGAAACAAGUAAAAGGAAGGAAGAAGAACAAGAAGAGGUGAUUUCUUAGCCCAUUCACCAUUGUUAGGGAAUUCUCCUCCACCCAAGACUUUUCUUUUCCUAAAAAAAGUAAAUUACAUGUUGCAAGGCUUCGGUCUGGCUAUGAGAUCGAUUCCCCAAUUUACGGGAUUUCUUUAUUAAUCUAUGUUA